UGAAAUGAUAAUGUCAUUAAUGUCAAAUCAACAUUUGGAACUCGCGUUGUGAAAAGUCCACCUGAAACAUGGAAGAAAACUCCGAAGGUACCGUCGAAGCGACAGAGGAAACCGAUCAGCCAGAAAAUCCUUCGGAAGAACCCCGUCCCAGCUUCUUGGACACAGUAUCCAUCAACACAACGGCAACGGAACAAAUCGAUGAACCGAAUGUAGAACACAAGGAAGACGAGGUGUCCAUCAAUCUUUUUCGAGACUCCCGGAGCCAUUUGGUGACAGACAUGCCGGAACAAGAAAUCGACCCCGAGGACACAGAAGAUGAAACGGGAAAGCAUUCUGAAAAGGGAGAAGACGAUGUGGAAAAGGAGGCAGGAGAAAAUGACAAUGGAGAAGUAGAGGCAGAAGGAAAGGGCGAGAAUGAGGAGAUCGAGUCGAAGGAAAGGGAAGAUGGAGAAAAAGGGGAUGAAGCAGAUGAUCAAACAAAAGGCGUCACCAUUUCAGAUGUUCCGCACACAGAAAUAUCCGAUGAAAAUAAGGAAGGAGCUCAGAAAGUAGAGGGAGAAAAGGCAGAAGAUGCCGAGGCUGAACAGAAAUCGUUGGGACAAAAAACAUCGAAACAAUCGGGGAUUUCCACAAAAUAUUCCAAAGUUACUAUUACCGAACCAUCCAUUGACACGGACAGCAAAAAUAAGGCGAAAACAAGGAAAAGCAUACGCAAAUCCAGGAGCAUCGUUUACGAGAUAGCCCCCCGGUUUCGUUACGACGAUGACGACCGUUUGGCUAGACCGAGCGGAGACUUCGGUAUCCGAUCGGAUACCGACGGUGGCUCCACAGUGAAAUUCUACUCGUACAUGGACGAUGAAGCAGAAGAGGAGGAAGAAGAGGUCGUCGUGGAAGAAGAAGAAAUUGUAAGAAUUGACAGGGUACCAUACUAUGAACGAAAUGAAAUAAUUCAGAAAGAGAUAGAAUUCAAGAAAAUUCGCAACUAUAUUCUCCAGAAAAAACUCGCCAUGUUCUUCAAAAGACGUAAAAUGGAUCGUGUCCUUCACGAAACCGAUCAACAGAUAGACACACAACAAAAGUAUGGAAAAAAACUAGACAUGUUUGGGGAGUUGAUUGAACUAGACACAUCGCAGAGAAGCACUAUCACUGCAGAGUUGGAAAAUUUGAAGAAAAGAAGAGAAAGCAAAUUCAAUGAGCUGAACAAGCUGUUUGGAAAUAUGCAAGAAAGGGAAAAUGAAAUCGGAUUAGGACUGAUUGACACAAAAACUGGUAAACCAAUUCCAGAUAAAUUAGUGGAGAGGCUUAUUAGAAGACAAAAUGUUCAAAUGGAUGAAGUUAGUGCUAUGAGACUGAAGUUCAUAAAGCUGAAGGAAAUGGUGGUUGAGAAAGAAACUGCAAUAUCAGACCUGGACCAAAUAGGUGAAGGGUUAUAUUUGAUGGAUUAUGAACAAUUGAAAGUGGAAAACCGAAGUCAUGCUGAUAAAAUAGAGGAGAAGGAGGAAGAUCUAACUAGACUCAGAUUCCGGUGCCAAAAUACAAUACAGAUAUUGGCACACAUAAGAGAAAAAUCUUCUGCAUUAGACUCUGAUCUAGAUGACAUAAAAGAAGAUAUGUCUAUGGUACAAUUUCAAAAUUUUCAGGUUAGAGCACAACUCAAUGGAGUGAAACAAGAAAGGGACUAUUAUAGAUCAAUGACAAAUAAUCUAAGAAAUGAUUCAGGAUUACUAACACAGCCAGAACUUUUACGAGACAUGGAAAGCUCCAUGGAAGAAUUCAAAACUAUAUAUGCAGAGUUGGAAAACCUAAAAAAGGAAAACAAGGAGAAAACUCAACAUAUAAGAAAUAUAAGAAAAAAUAUGGAGUUCUCAGCAGACUUGGGGACCCACAAAAGCUUCAAAAAUGUUCUGUCAAAGCCUCUAGCUAAACCACUAUUAUACAAGGGUAGACCUAGUUUGUGCAAACCAACAGUUCCUGAAGAGGCCUUUGAAUAUUUGAAAGAUUUUAAACCCAAAGUGAGAUUACUCAAUAAAAAGAAAUGAAUAUUUACUGCCUUGUGAUUUUCUACUCACCUUUUUUCCAAUACUGUCUCUGUUUAGAAGGAAAUUUUUGCUUUGCUCAUCUUGUGUAACCAUUCCAUCAUCCAGAAUUGUUAGUGAAUUGAUGCCAGACAGCAGUAUAUUUUUUGCAAUUUCUGAUCCCAAUGCUCUGAUAUUGAUGAGGAGAACAUUAGCAGCUCUCAGUCUUAAAAUAUUCAAGAAAAUGAUUAGUAAUUGUCAGAAACUCCCUGGCUUAUUCAGGAGGAAAAAAAAACUGAAUAUUAAUGCAGAUAAGAGAAGUAAAGUAUCAAAGCCAGACAAUAUUAACCACUACAUCCUUAAUAUAAUAUAUAAAUUAAGUUGUGAAUGUGUCUCUGGGAUGAACAAUGACAAAGAUUCUUCGAUUUACCCACUUUUCUUGAGAUUCUAUCCCCCAU
This is a messenger RNA of Phaedon cochleariae (mustard beetle), 2473 nucleotides long. The record is from the annotation of a GenBank genome assembly. NCBI's taxonomy places the organism in Eukaryota, Metazoa, Arthropoda, Insecta, Coleoptera, Chrysomelidae.